UUACCUGUACCAGCUCCUUGAUUGAGGCAGCAAUCUAGUUUCCCUUGAUAGCUAGCUUCUUUCUCUUUUGUUAGUUGCUCUCCUUUUAAGGGUCUAAUCUUUGAUAGACAAAACAUUCUUCGUUUCCAACUUUUUUGUUCACUUCACAUCCAACACAUCUAAGCUUUUAUUUCCACAUUCUUGUUUGUUUUUGACUCAUCCCCCUAAGUGCAACAACAAUGUCGUCAAGUUCUAAGACUUCUUCACGUGAUUCUAACUCCUACUGGACUCCAAAGCAAAACAAACUGUUUGAAAAGGCACUCGCUGUAUAUGACAGGGACACUCCGGACCGCUGGCAAAAAGUGGCAGCAGCUGUUGGUGAUAAAACACCCGAGGAAGUGCGAAGGCACUAUGAGAUCUUAGUGACGGAUGUCAACCAUAUUGAAUCUGGUCAAAUCCCUAUACCCGAUUAUGAAAGCACUGGGAACAACAGUAGAUGAACUGCUGCUGAUAUGAGUGAAAGGUUUAUGAAGAUAAUCUAUAGCUACAAUGAAGCAAAAGUUUCAGCUACAUUAUUGUCAAAAGAUGAGUAAAGACUAUAUGUGUAAGUAUAAAUAUAAAGAAAUCGGGAAUCGGAUCGUGAUUCUCCCUUACCUAUGGCUCCUAAGUGUGUAUGGAUUGUAUGUUAUUUCGAGUCAGAUCGUUAACAUAACAAAAAAUUGAGAUCUAUAAUUAUCAAAGCUUGUAAGUACUGUACUCGAUUUUAUACUUAAUGUACUGGUAUUUCUUGUAA
Gossypium raimondii (Peruvian cotton) is the source of this 772-nucleotide messenger RNA. Its product is annotated as protein RADIALIS-like 3. Gene Ontology annotation, molecular function: DNA-binding transcription factor activity. The record is from RefSeq and is a predicted model, not a curated record. Bases 219 to 479 code for a protein of 86 amino acids. The transcript has 2 exons. Lineage: Eukaryota; Viridiplantae; Streptophyta; Magnoliopsida; Malvales; Malvaceae.